This is a messenger RNA of Fusarium musae, 1479 nucleotides long. RefSeq lists its product as uncharacterized. The transcript is spliced from 2 exons. The coding region runs from base 1 to 1479 and encodes 492 amino acids. NCBI's taxonomy places the organism in Eukaryota, Fungi, Ascomycota, Sordariomycetes, Hypocreales, Nectriaceae. The record is from RefSeq and is a predicted model, not a curated record.
AUGGGUCAAGAAGGUAUCUGGAGGCCAACGGGUCUUAUAUUACAAGACACCUUGGUCACCCCCGCCAACAUCUCCUCGGGGGAAAGAAAAUUCGUUAUCGUUUUACCCGUCGACGAUUCGAGUCCUGAUCUCUGCAAGGUUGUCAGCAGCGCCGUGGCCUUGGGGUAUCCCGCGCCUGUAAUUGUCAAUUGGAAGAAGGAUUUCCACACCGAGGCCGACGGUAUUGGACCUUCGCAGCUCGGAAAAAUCACUGGUACACUGAAUUACCUACAAUGGGCGACAGGGGAUGAAGUUUCGGAGGAGGAGAAGCUGGGCGAGGAUGAUCUCGUGCUCAUGCUGGACGCACACGAUAUUUGGCUACAACUACCUCCGAGCGUCAUGAUGCACCGAUACUACAGCAGCAACGAGCGAGCGAACCGACGAAUUGCAGAGGAAUAUGGCUUCUUUGACAAGGAAUUGAUGCAGCAGACCAUCAUUGCCGCCGCGCAGAAAGGCUGCAUCGCCCCACGCGACAAGAUUUCGAACCUCUACUGCAACGACGUCCCCGACAGCACCCUCCCCGAGAACGUGUUCGGCUUCUUCACCGACUAUACUGUAUCACGAUACAAAUACAUGCGCCCCAAAUAUGUCAACAGCGGCAGUUUCAUGGGUCCCGCAGGCGACAUGCGACGAUACUUCCAACGUGUCAAAGAUCGCAUGGACCAAGAUCUCCUUGAGGUCAGGUCUGCCGAGGACCUCGCUGGCGACCAGGGUAUUUUUGCCGAGAUUUUUGGCGAGCAGGAACUUUGGCGCCGACAGAUCAAGCAGGACGACUUUGCUGGCGACAACCCCGGGAAAGAGGCUGCGCUUUCUGCUCGAACCGAAUUUGAGUAUCACGUCGGCUUGGAUUACACACAAGAACUAUUCUAUCCGACUUGCUACUCUGACUACGGCGGUGCUUUCGUGUCACUUGACGACCCCUCUACGAUUGCCAAGGAGUCGAGCCAAGCUGGCGUUUCGCCCCCUCGCGUGGGUGGUGUGCCAAGCGACAUUUCCAAGGCCGAGGCUCCAUUUUCUCAAUUGGAUGAUCAUGAUGGUAGUUGGGGUGACGUUUCGCUGUAUGUGGACUUUUGGACGACCUCUGUUCCCGUCGCGAUACACCAUAACGCCUGGAGAGAUGGAUUAAAGGCCCGCCGAUCGACAUGGUGGGAUAAGACGUGGUACUUUCCCCAACUGCGCAACCUAGUCGAGGCGCACAUGACAGCAAACACAACAACACCAUUAGCGAGCAUUGCCGCCGAAGAUGGUAACCUGGAGGUUUGGUCAUACGGCGCAAAGACCAAAGGUAGCGCGUCGCUACUGUUUGGGAAAAACAAGGACACAAAGGCUUGGGAGUUGAGGUCGACAGAUUGGGAUACAAUCUGUAAAGCCAGUAAUGAAGCGGAGACGGAGUCGCGCUGGUAUGAUGAGGUAUUCAGGGAUGGAAAGGGAUUACUAUAG